AUCUUCAUCAUCACUGUCCUUUUUAAGAAACCAAUUUGCCCGCCAAAUUCUCCUACUGCACCAAAAAAGCUAAAACUUAAUUAAUUUGCUUCACGUCAAUUAUCUCUUAAUUUACUACUAUAUAUGAUCCAACAUUGAGUAGAUUAUUCAUUAUUAAAGACAGAUAUAAUCAAGUAAUGGGUGCUUCAUGGAAUUCAAUUCCUCUGAAGAUUUUAUACCAAAUAUUCGGUUGGGUAGCUUUUGUUUCUUGGUCUAUAAGUUUCUACCCGCAAGUUAUCUUGAAUUUUCGACGAAAAAGUGUGGUGGGAUUAAACUUCGAUUUCGUGGUGUUGAAUUUGACGAAGCAUUCGUCUUACUUGAUAUAUAAUGCUUCUCUUUUCUUUAGCUCUGCUAUUAAGAAUCAGUAUUUGGAUAAGUAUGGCCAAAAACAGAUGAUACCUGUAGCAGUGAAUGAUGUAGCAUUUUCAGUGCAUGCUGUUGUAUUAACAGCAAUAACAUUGUUUCAAAUUGCAAUUUAUGAAAGGGGACAUCAAAAAGUGUCUAAAAUAUCGAUUGCAAUUGUUGGUAUUGUAUGGCUAUCUGCUGCAGCUUGUUUCUUUGUUGCUCUGCAUCGCCACUCCUGGCUAUGGCUCAUCUCCGUCUUUAACACAAUUCAAGUUUGUAUGACAGUGAUCAAGUACAUUCCUCAGGCGAUAAUGAACUUUAUGAGAAAGAGCACCGAUGGGUUUAGUAUUGGCAACAUUUUACUUGAUUUUGUUGGAGGAUUGACAAAUUAUGCCCAGAUGGCCACACAGUCCAUAGACCAGCAUUCAUGGGUGAACUUCUAUGGAAACAUAGGGAAGACAUUGUUGUCUUUGGUGUCAAUAUUCUUUGAUAUACUUUUCAUGAUUCAACAUUAUAUACUGUAUCCUGCCAACAAGAGCGACAAGAAUGACUCAUCUGAAAUCAGAAAUGAGGGUGCAGCAGAGGAAAAUGAUCUGACUGUAUAGUUGUUUAGAUUUAGCCGAAAAUGUGUAGGCUUUUAAAUUUGGCUCUACAAUGUAUUAAUUGUAUCAGAAAAGGGUUAUACAUAUAGGUACUAGCGUAGAGCGUAAAAGUUCCCUUCUCUGUAAAUACGAGAGAAUGAAAAUUCAUAUUAGAAACUUGUUGGAGAUAACUUAGCCAUUUAUGCAUAUAUUUCACAUAGAAGUUUCAAA
Messenger RNA from Mercurialis annua (annual mercury), 1196 nucleotides. Its product is annotated as cystinosin homolog. The record is from RefSeq and is a predicted model, not a curated record. Gene Ontology annotation, biological process: L-cystine transport. The coding region runs from base 177 to 989 and encodes 270 amino acids. Gene Ontology annotation, molecular function: L-cystine transmembrane transporter activity. Gene Ontology annotation, cellular component: vacuolar membrane. Lineage: Eukaryota; Viridiplantae; Streptophyta; Magnoliopsida; Malpighiales; Euphorbiaceae. The transcript is spliced from 8 exons.